This is a messenger RNA of Penicillium maclennaniae, 1884 nucleotides long. Its product is annotated as fungal specific transcription factor domain-containing protein. Gene Ontology annotation, molecular function: DNA binding; zinc ion binding. Gene Ontology annotation, biological process: DNA-templated transcription. Gene Ontology annotation, cellular component: nucleus. NCBI's taxonomy places the organism in Eukaryota, Fungi, Ascomycota, Eurotiomycetes, Eurotiales, Aspergillaceae. The record is from RefSeq and is a predicted model, not a curated record. The transcript is spliced from 4 exons. Bases 1 to 1884 code for a protein of 627 amino acids.
AUGUCUAAUUGCAUCCUCAGAGCGAAGCAAGCAAAAGAGCCCCGGCGAUCAAUCCCCAUUGCUCAGGCCGGCGCGGAUUCAAUCAAGUUACUUGGUUCCGUAGAAGGAAGGGCCCAGGGCUCGGUCGACCUUGGUUACUCGCUGCUUCCUGGCAGCAAUACCUUCGUAGGGUUGCAAGAAAUCCUCGGAGAUGAGGAUUUCCAAAAUAUUGCAGUCCGUCACAGUGAUGCACCACAAUCCAUGUUACCCAAGAAGAAUGUCGAAGGGCUGCUUGCGAAACUGCCGCCCAGGCCUAUCAUCGCAGCGCUCGUCGAUUUCUUCUUUGGUAAUGUGAAUUGGCAUUACUUUAUUCUCGAGAGAUUCUACUUCGAUAGCUUACUUUCACGAUGGCCUCCUGCUGAAGAAAUAGUUGCUGUGAGCCACCUGACACUCGCAGAACUUUGCAUGGAAAUGCGAUAUUUUCCGGCCUUACUCUUCCAGGUCAUUGCUUUAUCGCUGCUAUUUGCACCUACUGACUGGGACGUCGUGGCAAACUUACCAACAGGAGGGGUUUCCGCGUCGCAGAUGUAUAGCGAUUUAGGCGACGAGCUAUUAUCACAGUUGGGGAGACCUGGGUUGGCUCUCACUGCAGUUCAAGCGGAUUUUCUUCGAUCAUCGUGGCUGAAGAAUUGUGGGCGCGGCAUCGAGUCUUGGCAUACGGUUGGAUCUGCCAUUAGACAGGCACAGGAACUUCGCCUUCAUCAGCAAAAGGAAAUACAACAGGCUAAUGGAAAUAAUGUUGGCAAAACGCUAAGUUUGUUCUGGUACGAAGAGAAUAAGAAACGUCUAUGGGUGAAUCUGUUCGUCUGGGAUAGCUUUAUGGCAAUGAUUCUCGGGCGCCCUCGAAUGAUAAAUUUGGAUGACUGUGAUGCAAAGCCGCCCAUGAAUUGUAAUAUCCCUAGGGAUCCUUCCACCGCGAUACCAAUGACGGUACGCCCCGAAGACAGCAAAAGUCCUGUAACGAUCUCCGCGGUUCUCUUGAAAUACGAACUUGCAUGCAAAGUGCAUAAGAUGCGAGCUACCAAAGCAGACAGCCCUCGCCUGGAAGACUACACUAUUGUCCAAAAGUUGCAUGAGGAAAUAAUGUUGUUGAAGAACGAGGUGCCUGCCUUUUUGCGGCUAAAAAAUGCAGACACCACCUGGGACAUUGAGCAUCCGUAUCUUCCCCAGCUUCGCCAGGAAUUACAGGUUAUGCUAAAUCUGUUCGUCAUGGCAUUGCAUCGGUCACAUGUCAUAUCUAAUGGAGAGAGUCGAAAAGCCGCAUUGCAGGCAGCGCUUCAAACGCUUGAUUGUCAACAGCAAUUUUUUGCACAGGCUGAAAAAGAUCAAUACCAUCUAUUUGGCCUGGCGUUUUAUACUGUCGAUGCCUCAUUUCUUGUCUCCAUAAUCGCCGCUUUAUUUCCACCGUCGAGCCCCAAAGCCAAGCACAAGAUUGAUCAAAGCCUCCAGCAGGCCAUGGAGGACCUCUCCUUGAUGCAGUCUUCCAAUCCGAUAGCCAGAUCAGGCUUGAAAAUUAUCCAACACUGCUAUCAAAAACUAAAGAGCGCUUGUGAAUCACACAACAGCACUUCCGAACCUAGAUCCGCCUCAUUCAGCAAUCCUGGUGAUGGAUUGCACAACCUCAUCCAUGAUCUGGGCCUUCAGAGUUUUGAUUUGAGUGCAGAUUCAAACCCAGAAUCUUCUCAGCUUAACACAAUAUCUGGACCUGGCUCGCCAGAUCUCUUUUCGCAGUCGAUCCCAGACGUCUUUGAUCAGGGUUAUUGGUUGGACCAGUUGAAUAUGAUUCAUCCGUCUAUCUCCGACCAAGAUCCAGGCUUUCUGUGGGAGAAUUUUUAUUUUGAUUGA